AUGGAGAACUUCACUGAUGACGAAGUUAUGAUGAUGGCUAUUGCAUUUGAAGACGAAGAGGAAGAUGAGGAUCAAACUCCCCCUGCUAAAAAAAAGAAAUGGGUUCAUGAAGCUUGGACGAAACGUGAAACGGAGGGAGAAUUUGCUACACUUUUCAAAGAGUUAGUAGCCGAUGGAAAAAAAAUCCACGAAUACUUCAAGAUGUCACAACACCACUUUGAGUUACUUCUACGCAAACUAGAUGUUUAUCUAAAAAAGGAAGAUACCAAAUUUCGGCUGGCGAUUACCCCUCGAGAAAGAUUAGCAGUUUGUUUGAGGUACCUUGCAACAGGUGACUCAAUGACAACAAUAUCAUUCAGUUAUCGCCUGAGGAAGACUACAGUUCAUGAAAUUGUGCAUGAGACCUGUACAAUAAUAGUUGAUAAACUUUUAAAAGAAGCUAUAACACAGCCUACUGAAGAAAUAUGGAAAGAUAUAGCGAAACAAUUUUUCGAACGGUGGAACUUUCCAAAUUGCUUGGGUGCUCCCGAUGGGAAGCACAUUUUUAUCAAAAAGCCUCCUAAUAGUGGUACAGAAUUUUAUAACUAUAAAGGUAGAUUCUCAAUAGUGUUGUUAGCUUUAGUAGACGCAAAAUGCAACUUCUUGGCAGUGGACGUUGGGGCCAAAGGAAGAGAUAGAGAUGGCGGGAUUUUCGCAAAUUCUAAUUUAGGACAUGCACUAGAAAACAACAAUCUGUCAGUGCCAUCAGAUUCUAUCUUACCUGGGACUGAUACUGUAGCACCUUAUGUGAUUGUUGGAGACGAGGCGUUCCCGUUGAAAACAUAUCUUAUGAGACCAUAUUCAGGACAAGAUCUGAACAAUCAAAAACGGAUUUUCAACUAUCGGUUGAGUCGCGCCAGGAGAACAUCCGAAAAUGCUUUUGUUAUCCUAACACAGAAGUUUAGAAUUUUCAAUCGACGAAUCGAGUUGGACCCUGAAUAUGCAGAUAAAAUCGUGCUUGCCACAUGCAUACUGCACAAUUUUAUUCGUAAGUAUGAUGGCAUGCAAGAUGUGGACAGUGGAGAAGGGCCAUCACAUCAGCAUCAUUUAGAGCUCGCACAGUUAUCUAAACGAGGUGGAAAAUCGUCAAAAUCUGCUUUCCAAGUGCGAGAAAUCUAUAAGAAUUACUUCAAUUCCGAGGCUGGAGCAGUACCAUGGCAAAAUGAAUCAAUAAACAACUUAUAG
Messenger RNA from Malaya genurostris, 1224 nucleotides. RefSeq lists its product as uncharacterized. The transcript has 2 exons. Bases 1 to 1224 code for a protein of 407 amino acids. NCBI's taxonomy places the organism in Eukaryota, Metazoa, Arthropoda, Insecta, Diptera, Culicidae. The record is from RefSeq and is a predicted model, not a curated record.